GCUUGCUGUUGCCACGGUGACCACGCCUGCGCGUGGCCUGAGGGGGGGGGCAGGGGCGCUGGGAGGAAGUGGGGCCGAGCUUUUGAGCCACGGGUCGGGCGCCUGCAAGCUGAACGCGGCAUGAACAGGUUUAAUCUUGUCUUGGGUCAAGGGAUUCCUCGGCCGGCAGCCCCAAAGGUUUCUGGAAUGAUGGAAGUAAUUGCUCCUGAAGAUGGAUUUAUCCUGGAAACAUGUUUACCGUUGUCAAGGCAUAGUAGUUUAGGUUGGACAGAUGCAAUGAAGGAACAGAAGAACAGACAGAAUGGAAGGUUGCAUGUGUUUGGCCCAAAAGAAGAAGUGAUUAUUGAACCAGUUCAAACGGUAUCACGCAUGGGAUCUGGGAACGAAUCUACAAGCAGACCUUAUACUCCAUCAAAGCAAAUCUUGUUAUGUGCAGCUAAGUCAUCAUUGAAAAAACGGAAUGCUUUAACAAGGAUCGUAAAACAUAAAAAUCCAAAGACUAGUGUAAGACUGCAUGAUCACAUAGAAGAAGAAGCAGACAUUUGUAAUGAUCAACAGUUAAAAACUGAUUUACCCGGACUGAAUUAUGAAAUUAAGAUAAUUGAGACAAAGACAGACUCAGACGUCAAUGAUGAAGAAGAGAAAAAAAUUAAGAAUGUUGAAAAGACUGCCAACAGUGGGGCCAGUACUGAUACACAAGAGGAGAGUAUUAAGAAAGACAAUGCUGAGGAGAAACCAUCAGAUAGUUCUGCUGAUGAUGACGAUGACGACAAUGAACAAAGUAACAAUGAAGUUAAAAAGAGAAGUGCACCGCUAGAAUUAAUGGGAGAGUUUUUGAAAGCAAUAAUGGAGCGGAACUACAGUCUUGCAAAGAAACUUUGUCAGAUGAUUCUUAUAUAUGAACCAGAAAACCCUGAGGCCAAGCAGUUUCUUCCACUUAUUGAGCGAAAACUCGUACUAGAAAGUGAACGCCGUGCUGAAGAAGGUGAAGAAACUGAUGAAGGGAGCAGUGACGACAGUGAAGAGAGCACCAGCAAUACUGAUAAAAGUGGGACUGACAGUGAAGCAAGUUCCAGAGAUUCUGAUGAUAAUGACUAGGAGUUCCAUGAAUUUGUGUAUUCUUAAUUUGUUGUCUUUGGAAUGCGUCCAUUAAAAUGAGCUGGUUUUAUUCAUAAAAAAUUCCUUUCACAAUUCUUUUCUUAUAUUUGCAUCACCUCAGUGCUCCACUGUUUUCAUCAAGUAGUUAUUUUUGCAUUAAAACUUGCUUCACCAUAGACAA
Molecule: messenger RNA, 1279 nt
Organism: Hemicordylus capensis (graceful crag lizard)
Lineage: Eukaryota; Metazoa; Chordata; Lepidosauria; Squamata; Cordylidae
Gene: ERICH2
Product: glutamate rich 2
Exons: 14
Coding region: 121-1098 (325 amino acids)
Source: RefSeq, a predicted model, not a curated record